Messenger RNA from Vanessa atalanta (red admiral), 1236 nucleotides. RefSeq names its product zinc transporter ZIP10-like. The record is from RefSeq and is a predicted model, not a curated record. Bases 1 to 1170 code for a protein of 389 amino acids. The transcript has 2 exons. NCBI's taxonomy places the organism in Eukaryota, Metazoa, Arthropoda, Insecta, Lepidoptera, Nymphalidae.
AUGGACUUAAUAAAAUACGCUUUAGUGCUGUUUUUUAUGUUCGUCGACAGCGACGCCGGAGGUCAUGGAGAGAAACAUCACGAUCACGUCAAGUUACAUGUGCCCGAAUUCAUCCACCACGACCAUCAUACAAAAGUGAUUACAAUACACCACCAUCAUCAUAAGCCUAAGAAGGAACAUCAUCACCACCAUCAUCAUCAUCACCAACAAAAGCCACAUAUUAUACCACACGGUAAUCAUUAUCAUCACCAUCAUAAGAAAACUCAUUCCGUUUCUAAAGGUCAUUCUAGUCAUAAGGAACAUGGCCAUCAUGGCCACCAUGGUCAUCAUGGACAUCACGGUCACCAUGGCUCUCAUGGGCACCAUGGCUCACAUGGUCAUCAUGGGCAUGAACAUAAACAUCAUGAUGCACCAUCUGUAGGCUACGACUCGCCAUCUGUAAACUACGAUUAUCCCGCUAUCAGCUAUGAACCACCCAAAUUUAAUUACAAUCCCGGUCCAUCUUAUGGAAGUGAUUAUGGAUCUUUCACGCCUUCUGUACCAGAUAUUCCAAGUUCACCUCAUGUACACGGUGUCGUUCAUACAGUUAAACAAGUUAAAGUAUUUGAUUCUUUACCCGGUGCAUUACCAAGUGUAUCAUCAUCGGGAAAGGUUAAUACAGCUGCGCAUGGUUAUGAAGUAAGAGAACAGGAAGAGGAGGGUGAUGAUGACGUAUUCACUGCCGUUAACACUCUAUCGCAAACGUACCCAGGCACUUUUGGAUACGUGAGAAGUGCCGCAGCUCAUACAGAAAACGAUCCCUUUUCAGAGAUCGCCCAACAGAGUACCGCUCAAUCACCCAAUCAUGACCCUUUCGCAGCUAUAGAACAUCCAACCUCAUUCGCAAAUUACGAAGGUGCAACUGGGUCAGGUGACGCAUUUGGUACCAUAUCUGUCCCAACUCAAGGUUCAUCUUUACCAAACAUUCACCCUUCACAAUUCACUGGAAAUGCUAUAAAUGAUGCUACAGGAUUUGAUGACCCUAAUAACAUAAUAAUAGGUGAUGUGAGUAGUACUGCUCUUCUAUCUCCUGAUGAAAGUUUUAGCGAUGAUUCGCCCGUGUCCUUUAGCAGAGAAGCUGGUAUACAGCAAACUAUUAAAACUGGCGGGGUUGAAAGCGUCGUUUAUUAAUAAUGAGAUUAUUUAUAUUUAAGUAUAAAUAGAUUUAUAUGUUUCUCGCGUGAUCAUUUGCACUUU